AUGGCAAACAGAGGACCCAGUUACGGGCUGAGUAGGGAGGUUCAGGAGAAGAUAGACCAGAAGUAUACUCUGGACCUGGAGGCCAGACUGGUGGACUGGAUCAUCUUGCAGGUUGGGGGGGACAUAGAACGACCAGAGUCUGGGAGACUAAACUUCCAGAGCUGGCUCAAGGAUGGAACAAUUCUUUGUAGGCUCAUUAACAGCCUCUAUCCCUCUGGUCAAGAGCCCAUAAAGAAGAUCCCAGAGACAAAGAUGGUCUUCAAGCAGAUGGAGAAGAUCUCACAGUUCCUACAGUCAGCUGAAGCUUAUGGGGUGAUCACCGGGGACCUUUUCCAGACAGUGGACUUAUGGGAAGGGAAGGAUAUGGCUGCCGUGCAAGGGACCUUGUCGGCACUUGGCAGUAUGGCGCUCACAAAGGAUGAUGGUCAAUAUCGUGGUGAACCUGAUUGGUUUCAUAGGAAAGCUCAGGGAAACCGGCGGGAGUUUUCUGAGGAGCAGUUGCGUCAAGGCCGCAGUCUGAUUGGCAUGCAGAUGGGGGGAAACACCGGGGCGUCUCAGUCUGGCAUGAGGGGGUAUGGUAUGCCACGUCAGAUAAUGUAA
Molecule: messenger RNA, 600 nt
Organism: Salvelinus namaycush (lake trout)
Lineage: Eukaryota; Metazoa; Chordata; Actinopteri; Salmoniformes; Salmonidae
Product: transgelin-3-like
Exons: 4
Coding region: 1-600 (199 amino acids)
Molecular function (GO): protein binding
Source: RefSeq, a predicted model, not a curated record